GUUAUUAUUCUUAAAUCAUGGUUCCAUGUCCAGGGAAGCCAUAAAUCAGGUGUCAAAGGACAGGGCACCUCCGGCUGCUGGGAAAGUGCCUGCCCAAGGAGAGCGGGCGGAAGGAGGCCAGGCCUCCCCGCUGCCCGAGACUGGUCCCUGGGGAUGGGGGGAUGCCCACACCUGGGGUCAGGGGUGGCCUAGGAAGAAGUGGGCACUGCCCGCGGGAUCCUCCCGGGGACUAGCAGGGGGCACCGCUCCCACCCCCGGAUCCUCACUGGCCCUGGGGCCAGGGAGAAGGCCCGAUGAGGAGGGAUGUGGGGUGACCUCAGUCUUUAUCAUGGUGACCCCAGGACUGAACGGGGCUCCUGAGAGGAGAGAGGAGGGAUGGGUGAUCGGCAGAGAGCAUUGCAGGCAGGAGGAAGUGGUGGGGAGACGGGCUCCCAGCCCCUUCCCGCUCCGGACCACCUCCUCGUGGGGUGACUGACAGUGGGCAGAGGCUUUGGCAGGGCUGAAGCCCAGCCCGGGACACUGGCAUCAAAAGUAUCAAGCCUGGUGAGUGACCGAGGAGCCCCACCGCCCUAGGGAUGCCAGCCUUUCCUGUGAUGUGGUUGCCACGAGGCCUCGCUGAGCAGGAGGGGCGGGAACGGGGGCCUGAGGCCGACCUGGAGGAGGUGUGGGGCUCUGCAGGCCUGAGUGUGAUGGCCACCGGGGACCUGACCUUCCCCAGACCUGGAGGCCGUGGGGCCCAGGAAGGAAGCCCCCGGCUGCAGCCCAGAGUGGCCCCCACCAGCCUGUGUGCCCCGUGGGCCCGGGAGGGCCUGGGCCCUAGGCAGGCACAGGGCAGCCCCCUCCCACCAUCCAGGCCCCCAGGCGAGGAGGUGUCAGAGUAUUCAAGCACGAGCUGUCUCCUCCAGCCCCGGGAGCGGAGCGUGCGCACGACCCCACCCCAGACCCUGCCUCUCCUCUGCCCUCCCAGCAGCCUCUGCACCGGAGGCCCUGGCUGCUGGCCGGGAGUCCCGUCACGGUCGCGGGCAGGACAUGCAGGCAGGUGGGGAUGCCAUCCCUCGCCUGUGUCCCUCCGCCCGGCUCGCCCGGCUGUGUGCCCAAGGCCUGGGGCUCGUCUGCCAGGAAGACCAGCCCCCAGGGCCGCCGCAGGACUGGGGGAGCCCGCCCCACAGACGCUGACCCCCAGGCGGGGGUCUCCAUCUUCUUCACGGCUGCGUCCCCAGGGCGAGGGGGGCCGGAGAUGCUGUGGCGCUCAGAUCAUGAAGGCAGGAUGCGGGUUCAUGAUUUUCCAUCACAUGAUUCCUGAGAAACAGCAAAGCCCCUUCCCCGUGUCAGCGGAACGUGCCGGGCAGGGUCCUUGGCCUGAGACUGCACCUUUGCUGCCUCUGCUGGUUCUCCACGGAUGCUGGAAAGAGUGACCGUAACCGUCGCUGCUGUUCAGCCAGGCGUGUCCGACUCUUCGCGACCCCACGAUCUGCAGCUCGCCAGGCCGCCCUGUCCUUCACCGCCUCCCGGAGUCGUUCACUGCAUCGGUCAGAUGCUUGGAAAACAGGCACGAGCUCUCUCCCAGCUCUGGGGUCCAGAGUCCGCCAGCAGGGUGUCAGCCGGGCUGCGCUCCCCACCGGCUCUGGGGGAGCUCCCACGGCCUCAUCCAGCUUCCCGGGGCCCCCUGACCUCUCACACGGCUUCUCUCCCCUGUGUCUGCACCUCAAGUCUCCAUUUCUGUCCUGAGAACACCCGUCCUUUGACUGGGGACCAUCCUUACCUAGUGCAGCCACAUCACAAGCUCAUUAUAUUCACCUCCCACCACCCACUCCCCAGGGAAGGUGCCUGCAAGCUCUGCCCCCACCGUCAGCCCUGAGCACCGAGGGUACAGCCUUCCCGUGGGCAGCGGCUGCAGGACACGCCUGGGAGGCUGACGGGCACACGGGUGCCAGGUGCAGCCUCGUGGGACCACCCUGCCUAGGAGCCCGCCCCACCCCGCUUCCCUGCCCACCUACAGCCUCAGGAAGUCAGGCGGCCCCCCCUAGCCCCAGCUUCCUCAUCUGUCAAGUGGGGUCCGCAGUGACCCGGGACUGCCCAGCGAAAGGGAAGAAAAGCCACGGGCCUUGCAGUUUCCCUGCCAGGGUGCUGGGACCAUGUCCCUCUGCUCUUUUGUCAUCUGCUAGGCCCCCUCUCUCAUGAGAGGGGCUGACUUUGAGGAGGGUGAGGAACCGCGUGGACGAGCAGAGGCCAACGGGAAUCCGUGGGUGCCCCCUGGUGCUGCGAGCCCUGCGUGCAGACAGUCAGGGUGGGAGCAGGGUGCCAAGCGGGACCGUCUGGACCCAGCCAUUGUGACAGGCUGGUCCCCCAGGCAGAGAACUCGGAGAGGCCAGGAGUGGAGCCCUGGCCCCGAGGUGACACACGUUCUCAUCUGGCCCCGUCCCUCCAUGUGAACGGAGCUGACCUGCCCCCGGGCAGGACGGGACUGGGCAGGGGAGUGGGGUUGGAGCAGGGCCUCUCUCCCUCGCCCCGUGCCAGGCCGGUCCGCGCCCACAGACCCCUGCCCUGCCUGUCCCUCCGUGGCUCAGACCGCUUCCUGGACCUUGGGCCACCAGGGCCAGGCCCCGAGGAAGUGGCCCUGCCUCCGCUGGCCUCUGGGUGCCCUGUCCCUGUGGUCCUCAGAUGCUGCAUCCAACCCCUGCUCCGACUCAGGGGGACUGCGUCCAGGGUGGACUCUGGCCCUGGCUGUGCCUGCUGCCAAGUUUCUCCUGCUCCCAGGACCUCCUUCCCCCAGCUCUGGAAAGACCCUGGUAACAGCAGGGCCCAUCCCCACUGAUGAGAAAGCAAGCGGGAAGAUGCUCUGGACCGCAGGUGUGGGCGGGGGUGAGAUGGCGCCCCCUGGUGGCGGGAGCAGCACUGGGGGGGGGGGGGCCGGCCCGGGCCGGAAGGCUAGUGUCCGGAUGCUGACCGGCUGGGGCGGGACCAGCUGGGGCUCAGGGUCUGGGGUCUGCAGGAAUCUGCUGGGGUCUCAGGGGUCUGUGUCCCUAGCUGGUCAGGUCCCCGCAGGCCCACGGAAACACCUGGAGGCUCCAACGACAUUACAGCCACCCAGACGUGGACAAAACAUUGUUGAACCAAACCAAGACCAGGGGGCCAGGCCCACAGGCGGCCUUCAUCUGGGUGGAAGGCAGUGAUUUGUCUGUACCAUUUAUUGAGUUUUCAUUAUAAAGUAAUCCUUAAAUUCAUCCCCUGACUAAUCAACAGAGGAGUUACAGAUACAGCCUAAAAGCCCUUGUCGUUAAGUCACUUAGUCGUGUCCGACUCUUCGCGACCCCAUGGACCGUAGCCGACCAGGCUCUUCCGUGCAUGGGAUUCUCAGGCAAAAUUAUUGGAGUGUGUUGCCAUUUCCUUCUCCAGGGGGUCUUCCAGCCCAGGCAUUGAACCCGAGUCACCUGCGUGGCAGGCAGACGCUUUGCCACUGAGACACCUGGGAAGCCCAAGACCUUCCCUCAAAGGCCAGCACACCCUGAAGAGACGGGGGAGCAUCCCAGGGAGGAUUUUGGAAAACCGCUGUGACCCGGACAAAGAGCGCAGGGAGAAGAAUGGCCCCGGGGGACACGGAGGUGACGGAGGAAGGGCUGGGGAAGGGCCUACUGGCCUCUGCGAAGCCAGGCGAUGGGUCCCUGCAGGCGACGGCGGAGUGGGGUAAGGAUGAAGCCGCCACGGCAGUGACCAGCGGCGCUGCAGGCCUGUGACAGCUGAGCUGCUGCUCAGGCCAAGAGGGAAAGCAGCAGUACCAGCUCAGAGCCGCUGCAGCGGAGAGGCGGGGACGCCGGCCCGUCCUGACCCCAUGGAUACACUGCAGGAGUCCCUGAUCCCUCAGAACCUGGGGUCCCCCAGAGGUGCCUGGCUCCCCCAGACACAGAGUGGCUGCACCUACCGCUCACCGUGAGCAUUCUGGCUCCAGGGGUCACCGCGGCUGUCUCCACAGCGAGGACUUGGCCCCUCCAGGUCCAUCCACCCCAGGACACAGACAAAGGCCUCGUGGCUCCCAGCACCACAGGCAGUGUGGACAUCGGCAUGUUUCCGGGGGCUCCCAGCAGCCCCACGUGUCCAGCAGGGAUGGGGGCCCGAGACACCCACAGGCCCAGAUGACGCCGGACGCCCAGCAACGCUGGAGCAGGAGCAGACACGCAGCAAGCAGCAAGCGUGGCCGCCAGCACCAACUCUGCGGCCGCAGC
Messenger RNA from Cervus elaphus (red deer), 4220 nucleotides. Its product is annotated as translation initiation factor IF-2-like. The coding region runs from base 576 to 1415 and encodes 279 amino acids. The transcript is spliced from 2 exons. The record is from RefSeq and is a predicted model, not a curated record. NCBI's taxonomy places the organism in Eukaryota, Metazoa, Chordata, Mammalia, Artiodactyla, Cervidae.